AUGGGGAUCAAGCUUAUUGUUGUGUUAUCAAUAUUGGGACAAUGUGCUUUUGCAAUUGACUAUGAUAAAGACACCUGUGGACUUCGUCCAUUAAUAAAUAAGGGUGAUUCACCACCUAAAAUUGUUGGCGGUGUAGAAGCAGAAAGAGGUGAUUGGCCAUGGGUGAUAUCUAUGCGACGUAAUGGAAAUCAUAUUUGUGGUGGAUCACUUAUAAAUGAUCAAUGGAUUAUUACAGCUGCUCAUUGUGUUUAUGCAAAUCAAAAUCCAGGUGUCUAUCAAAUUGUUCUUGGUCUUCAUGAUAGAUUGAUUGCAGACAAUUGGGUUAUUUCAAGAAAAGUUCAAAGUAUUAUAGUUCAUCCACAAUAUUCAAGUCAAAGUCUUUCGAAUGAUAUUGCUCUGAUGAAAUUAGUUGAUAAAAUUGAUACAUAUACUGAAUAUUAUAUGCCUGUUUGUUUUCCACGCGCUAAUCAAACAUUUGCUGAUCAAAUAGGAUAUACAGUUGGUUGGGGAGCACCAUUUCAUGGUGGUAGUUUAUUACGUUAUUUAUAUGAAGUAACUUCAUCAGUAUUAACUGAUAAUGUAUGUAAAGCACGUUAUACAUCAGGUAUGAUCAAUCCAGCUACUCAAAUAUGUUCCGGUGGCAACAGUACAGGAGCUUGUCAAGGUGAUUCUGGUGGUCCAUUUAUUGUUUCUGAUCCUCAACGUGAUGGUCGAUAUGUUCUUGUUGGUUUAACAUCAUGGGGUAUUGGAUGUGGUGAUGGUGGUGUUUAUACACGUGUUUCAGCUUAUAAAUCAUGGAUCGAAUCAAAAGUUGGUCCUACUUUGUCUUAA
Molecule: messenger RNA, 831 nt
Organism: Rotaria sp. Silwood1
Lineage: Eukaryota; Metazoa; Rotifera; Eurotatoria; Philodinida; Philodinidae
Source: the annotation of a GenBank genome assembly